UACGGGAGUCCAGGGUCCUAUAGAACUGGUCCCUGUUAUGUCAUGCCGAAACCGAAAAACAUUUGUUGGUAAAUAAUGUGAACUACCACUGUGAUUUUCUUGUUGAAACCGCAAAAAAUGGGAGAUAAAGCUGAAAAAUUGGCCGCAGCGAAAAAGACGUUCAAGGAGUUUCAAAAUCGGAAACAAAGGAAAGAUGUUAUGCCAGAGCUGACCAAUGUAAAGCAAUCUGUUAACAAUGAACUGCCAAGAAGUUUACUACCCCCUGUUUUGAGCAAGAAUGGAGUGGACAAUCCCUUAAACCAUAUUUCAGGCACGGAAAAAGAACCAAACCAAGAAACACCCCCCUUUUCAACCUCUCAUUUUUGCAACUCCUCAAUACCUGCCAAUGAUGUUUUUGAAGCCCAUCAUGCAGGCCCAAAUAGGAUUCAUCAAUGCUUUAACAGUUCGCGUCAUGGUGCCACAGUAGAAGAUCUUAGGCACACAGGACCUCAAUCACUACUACCUGCUAUGGAGUCGGUGACAGCUUUGAACAUGGCGAUGUUUUGGAAUUAGAAAAAAAAAUAGAAGAGCUAGGCUUAAUGCUACAAGCAGAACGAACAAAUAAUAUUGAAGUUAAGGCUGCGCUGUGCCAGGCAGAAUCGACAAUUAGAGAACUCCAGCGAGACGUUGAAGUGCAGCAAAGUAAACAGAACAAGGUCUCUAAAGCUGCAGAGUCAUAUGAAUUGCAACUCAAAACAUAUGCUCAAACAGUAGAAAUAUUAGUUUCCGAAAAAACCGAGUUAGAGCGCAAUUUGGAAUCUGCACGUGAUGAACUGGCUUUGCAAAAUUUGAAGCAGGAAGAGUUUCGUACGCAAACAGCUGCAGCUGCACAUCGUAUCACUGAAUUAGAAUCAGAGUUAAAGCGAGCUCAAAGCAUGAUUACAGCUCUUCAGAAUUGCAGUUUGGAGUCUCGUCUGCAAAAAGCUGAGCUUGCAGCAGAGGAAUCACGUAAUGAGUUGAUGGAAUCACGGGCACGCUUGGAGUCAAAAUCUGUAGAGUUGCGCAAAGCAGAAGAAAAGUGUCGUGAGACUGAAUCUGCUCUGUCCCUUGCAACGUUAAGAGUUCAACAACUGAGCAAUAACGAUGGAGCAGAGAAUUGCGACAAUGAACUCAAGGUUUUGCAAGAGAUGAAUGCAACACUCACUGCAAAGGUUGCAACUUUGGAACAAUCUCUUCGAGUUUUAGAAUUAGAGCGUGAUAAUGCCUCUGCUCACUACCAGUCAUACGUGAGGUCUCUCAACUCAGAGCUGAGCUCAUUAAAAAGUAGGUUUGAGGGAGUCAACAACGAAAAGGAUCGGUUGGUGGCCCGAGAGGAAUCACUUGUCCAACAUGUUGCUGAUCUUGAGAAGCAGCUACAACUGCAUCAGGUUAAGAUCGAUGAACUUAAUGCAAGGAACACACCUUCAAUUCCAGAUGCUGAAAGUGGUCUGACAUUGAAGGAGAAGAAAAUUGCUAGCUUGGAAGCGGAGAAAGAAGUAUUGAAAGGAAAACUGCAACAAUUGGCUGAGGAAAAAAAUAAACUGACAGAAAAUGUGCUAUCAUUGGAGUCUCGUUUAGAGCGAUUAGAAGGAGAUCAAAUUGACAUGACCAACCUUCAGAUAACAUUGGAGAGCGACCGAGUGGCGGCAUCACGAGCAAUUCAGCAAAACAACGACUUGAAGCUGCGACUACAAGAACUUCAGGAUGCAUUCAUCAAAUUGAGCAAUGAGAAGUUAGAACUUAUGGAAAAAUUACUGCAUGAAGAGUCUGUAAACAAAGACUAUGCUGAAAAAUUGCAGCUUGAGCAGUCCAGAAAUGAGGAUCUCCUGAAACACUCUGCAGAAAGAAUGAAUCAUUCACAUAAUCUAGAAAUCAGUGCAACAAAUCUUACUGAAGUUUCUGAGGAGCCCUCUACUAAGCUGGAAAAUACUUUAAAAAGUAACGAGGCUAUCAGCCAAACAGAUGUGGAAACUACAAGCCAUAUGGAUGUUGAAGCCAUGGCGAAACUUGAGGAAAAAUUCAGGCAUAAAAUGAAAGAGCUAGCAGAUCUAUCUGAUGAGAAACAAAGACUAGAACAUCUGGUUAUGCAGCUCCAGUCAGAAACUGAAACAAUUGGGGAGUAUGUAGCCUUAUAUCAAAUACAGAGAGGUGCCCUGCAAGAGAAAGCUAAAGAGAAGGAUCAACAAGUUGUCAAAUUGGCCCAGGAUAAGGAAAAUUUGCGAAAUAAGUUAGCAGAACUGACAGAGCUUAUUAAAAACCUCAUCUCUAAGCAAGCAUCGGCAGCUGUUAUUCCAUCCAGUUCCCUUGAGCCCACCAUCCAUGGGGAAGAGAUUGAUGCAGAGCAAAUAAUGAGACUUCUCUCGGAUAUUGGAACAACAUCACUCAACCAACCGGCUGCUAAUUUUCAUCCAUGCCCUUGGUGCUCGGGUCAGCUGAUAACUGUUUGACCCACUCUGACCAUACUCUGACCAAAGUUUUGAUUAUAUUUACAGGGUCUUGCCCGAUAAUUACUUCUCAGUGAGGCUUACCAAUUUGAUCACAUUCAUUUCUAUUGUGUUCGACCCCUUCUUGUGUAGUUUACAGCAAAAAUCAAGGUGUUUUUUCCGAAGUUUGAAGUAGGAAGAUUACAUCAAUAUUUCAGGUGACAGUACUUCAUCGCGUCAGUGCACUCAUUUCUGGUAGUUUUAUGAAUUUUGAAGAAAAGGAAACUAUAACAACUUUACAAAGAUUGGGUAUUUUUUUCUGGAAACUAGACUAGGUAAGACAGUAGCAUAGUUCUUUCACAUUAUUUUAUGCCGCUGAUCUGAAGUCAAUGAAAACAUAGAUGACAAAAUCAUUACUUCGAAGCACAUCCUAAUAAGAACUUUCCUCACUGAUCCUAAUUCCGGAAAAGUCUUGGGUUUUUACAAUUCUUAACCAAAAUAUCAUCCUGCCGGAAUCAAGGUUCAACUGAACACGUGUUCUCCAGAUUAUUGGUAAUCAAGCAAUAGAAAAGAGAAAAAUAGAAGAAAAGGAAAAUGAAUGGCCCUAAACUGCACAGCACCGAUUCUCAGCAGACUAUGAUUACAUCUGUUUCUUCAUUCAAGUGUAAAGCUUUUAGUUUCUGUUUCAUUUUUUAAGUUUUAAUUUGAUAAGUGUAAUUAUUUUAUGAUUUUUUUUGUCAUUCUUAGCAUUUGCUACAAGCAAGGCGCUUUUAUAGUCAUUUUCUGCCCUUGUUAAACUAUGUAAUGCAUUGUGAUUUUUUUAACAGCACAUGCUGUGUAAAGGAUCUAUCACCCGUCUGCAUGCAACAUGCCUUCUCUCAGCCAAUCCUAUCUUUCCUUUCUAACCGUUUUCUCUAUCUAUAACCCCCUAAAUUUUCAUUUUUGAUAAUAGUUCGUUGUAUCGUUCUAAUGAUUUUUGCCGCUACCGACAAAAGCUAGUCUUUAGAUGAGCCCACUCUAUUAAGAUUUUAUGAAUGGGACCCAGGUUUUCGUAUAUUACUUGAUAAAGUUGUGAAUUCUUCCAAUAACAGCGUAACAGCUCUUUUCGGUAAUUCCGCAGGGUAGAGCAGGGGCUGCAUGAGAUUAACCUAAAAGAAUUACAUGCCCUUAAAACAUCAAUUUCAGAAGAAAUCUUUAAUUGAGGUUUGUGCCAUUGAUUCACUGCGUUUUUAAGUUGCAACCUUUUCCUUGUGCAUGAGAAGCAUUAACUCGGCUGGUGUGCUCACGGUCUGGGACUGCAAAUCGAUGACAAUUCUUUUUCUCUUUUCACUCAUGUUUAGUGACAUUUAAACGUUCACAACACUUAAACUGGACUCAUCAAAAAACAAGAUAAAAAUUGUAAAAACCGAAUUGCACUUAAAGUGCGUAAUUUUUUUAAACAUGAAUCUGGUACUGGCCGGUACAGAGGAUGAGUUGAUACUUAAAAUGAAUGAAAAGGAUUGCAAAGGCAGACCGCAAACAACCACUUUCACUUUUCCGCACUCGCAAAGGUUUUCCUCAAUUCACACUUUUCACCUUUUUUCUCAAUUCACACUUUUCCCCUUUUUUCUCACACCCAGGUAGCAGCAGAGACCUGCACAUGUGAAAGGGGUCAAAUGCAUAAGCUUUUACCAGAGAUUUGUCAAUUGCUCAUCAGUUUGACCUUAAACUUCCUUAAACUUGUUAGCAAUCGGUACCUUGGGAUAAAAUAAUGAGGAACGAAAAAAAUAGUUCCUCAAAAACAUUGCUGAUAAUCCGGAAUCAGGAAUUGUUGUAUCAAGGACAAUCGAAACUGUGCUAUACCUCUCUUUUAAAGGAAUAGCCAUAAGAUAGUAUGGAGCAGUUCUUGGAGCCCAUUAAAAUAUGCACAGCAGUAACAAAUCAAAUUAGUAUUCGCUCAUCUCUGAAGUCAGAAUUUGCAUAUCCUCUCUUCUGAGUCUGGAGGUUUUGCAUUCCUGCCAUCAAUAUCAUUCUAUUGUUCAAUUUUUUAAUUUUGUGCAUAAAAUGUAUUGUUUCCAUUGUUUUUGUAGAAAUUAAUUUAUUCACUGCAAAUAAAAUUCUAUUUUCAUGUUA
Messenger RNA from Bemisia tabaci, 4553 nucleotides. Lineage: Eukaryota; Metazoa; Arthropoda; Insecta; Hemiptera; Aleyrodidae. The record is from RefSeq and is a predicted model, not a curated record.